Malania oleifera is the source of this 2986-nucleotide messenger RNA. RefSeq names its product pentatricopeptide repeat-containing protein At3g18020. Gene Ontology annotation, molecular function: protein binding. Lineage: Eukaryota; Viridiplantae; Streptophyta; Magnoliopsida; Santalales; Ximeniaceae. The record is from RefSeq and is a predicted model, not a curated record. Bases 16 to 2106 code for a protein of 696 amino acids. The transcript has a single exon.
AGCAUUCCGAGUAUAAUGGUGGUUCUCCCGUGCGUUCCAUCACCGAAGAAAUCGACCAUUCGCAAAACCGUAACUAUUCACCUUGCUUUUGUCUUCUUCACACAUUCUUACACCCAUCAACAGCCACUACCAAAGCACGAAGUAAAACAGGAAGAGAAUGAACAUGAACAGAGCAUAGCCAACAGGUCUUACUGGACCAAGGAGAUUCACAGACUCUGUACCAAAGAGCACAACGUGGACGAAGCGCUUCACCUUCUCCAUCGCAUCCGCCUUCGCGGCUACUGCCCCAACUCUCUCAACCUCAGCAGCAUAAUUCAUGCUCUCAGCGACCAUGAUCGCUUCUCGGAAGCCCACCAUCGCCUUCUUCUCUUUCUGGCUUCUGGCUGCGUCCCAGAUGAGCGCACCUGCAAUGUACUCAUUGCCCGCCUUCUUGAUUCUCAGAACCCAUAUAGCACAUUGCUUGUUCUUCGCCGUUUGGUCGAUGCCAAGCCUGAAUUCGUACCUUCUUUGGUCAAUUACAACCGCUUGAUCAAUCAGCUGUGCAUGUUAUCGCGACCUGGUGAAGCCCAUAGCCUGUUCUUUGACAUGAUAACUCGAGGGCAUUCUCCAAAUGCAGUUUCCUAUACUACUUUAAUCGGUGGUUAUUGUCAAAUUGGCGAAGUCGCUCUUGCUCAAAAAGUGUUUGAUGAUAUGCGCGAGAGUAAUGUGGCGCCCAAUUCGCUCACAUACAGCAUCUUGCUUCGUGGGGUUCUGCGGAAACGGGGGGUAGAACGUGGAAGAGAACUGAUGUGUGAGCUUUGGGAGAAAAUGAUGGAUGAAGAGGACCCAUCUGUUAAUAAUGCUGCUUUUGCUAAUCUUAUUGGUUCUUUGUGUCGUGAAGGUUUAUUUCAUGAAGUGUUUAGGAUUGCUGAAGAUAUGCCUCAGGGAAAGAGUGUAUCUGAUAAUUUUGCAUACGGGGAGAUGAUUGAUUCACUUUGUAGAGCUGGAAGGAAUCAUGGGGCAGCAAGGAUUGUUUAUAUUAUGAGAAAGAGAGGGUUUACUCCAAGUUUAGUAUCAUAUAAUUCUAUUGUACAUGGGCUUAGUAAGGAGGGUGGUUGUAUGAGGGCUUAUCAAUUGUUCAAAGAAGGAAUUGGAUUUGGGUACUUUCCAUCUGAGCAUACUUACAAGGUCCUGAUAGAAGCUUUUUGCCAGGAGUCUGACCUCUGCAAGGCCUGGGAACUUCUCCAAUUCAUGUUGAAUAGAGUAGGAGCAGAAAAUACUAGAAUUUACAAUAUUUUUCUGAGAGCUCUUUGUCUUACAAAUAAAACAACUGAGCUUCUGAAUGUUCUUGUUUUCAUGCUUGAGAGUCAGUGCCAGCCUGAUGUAAUUACCCUCAAUACAAUUAUUAAUGGGUUCUCCAAGAUGGGAAGAAUUGAAGAUGCCUUGAAGGUGGUACACGAUAUGAUGAUGGGCAAAUUCUGCGCACCUGAUGCUGUAACCUUCACCACUGUUAUUUCUGGAUUAUUAAAUGCAGGUAGAACUGCAGAAGCUCUUGACAUACUCCACCGCAUUAUGCCUGAAAAAGGUUUUAGUCCUGGUGUUGUCACUUACAACGCAGUUCUACGUGGCUUGUUAAAAUUGCAUCAGGCAAAUGAAGCAAUGGGGGUUUUUAAUAGCAUGACUAAUAACAAUGUGACUGCCAACAGUACAACUUACGCAAUAAUAAUUGAUGGAUUAUGUGACUCUGACCAGCUAGAAUGGGCUAAGAGGUUCUGGGAUGAAGUUAUUUGGCCCUCAAAGAUUCAUGAUGAUUUUGUUUAUGCGGCCAUUCUGAAGGGGCUGUGCCGUUCAGGCAAACAGAAUGAAGCGUGUGAUUUUUUGUAUGAACUGGUAGAUUGCGGGAUAAAGCCAAAUAUUGUGAACUAUAACAUUUUAAUUGACAAUGCUUGCAAGAUAGGGUUGAAGAGAGAAGCUUAUCAGAUUAUGAGGGAAAUGAGAAAAAAUGAACUGGCCCCUGAUGCUGUAACAUGGAGGAUUCUAGAUAAGUUACAUCGCAAAGAGAAAAAGUAUUUCUGUUCUGAGGAUUCAGCUUCGCUGUCUGAAGAGAUUUUACAGGAGUCAGAGUGAAGAUAAUUUGCAUAAGUGAACCAGAACUGGAUUCAAUGACCAAAAUCAUGGAAAAAUUGGAAUGAUCCUGGUUGGGUGGAUACAUGAAUCAAUGAUUGUUUUUAUAUUGACUCAGUCAGGGAGCGUUACCUCGACUUCAAGAAGCACCAUCAGAAAGAAGGGACUGAGGGAACCAUGCGUCUUAUUACCUAUUGGUUAUGCAGUCAAUGAAGAUUUUUUUUCAAGAUUAGAUGCCACAGGACCAAAUGGUUCUGUUGUGAAGGAAUUUUAUUUAGUGCCAGGACAGCAAUAAAUCACAUUGGAACUCAGAGUAAGUAGUUCCAUUCAAUAUAGGAAUAUUGCAAACUUGAUCCGGGGUUCCCUUGCACAUAGGGUGCUUUUUAAUAUCAUUAGUCAUCUCAGGGAACUGGCAAUGGAUUGUUGUCAGAUGAAUGUCUUGGGAAAAAAUGGCAGCAGAUGAUAUAAAGGUUUUGGUGGAUUCUUUUUCUGUUCAGUGUGGGAUCAUUCUUCAAGCUCUAAACUAAGAUUUGGGACUAGACUAAUUUGAAGGACAUAAAUUGUUUUGGUGACUCAAAGUUAAAGGUUAAGAAUAUAGCUUGAUGCGUUAAAUCAUUACUGCCAGAAUCCAGGCCGUUCAAAGUUCUCAUUUAUCAUGUAUCAAGUUCUUAAUUUUGGGUACAGUUCUAUCUGUGUUAACGAACCAAUUAAUUUUCGCUGUGCUAGUUACAGGUGGUUAAUUUUAUGAAGAAUCUAUGCCCUUCUUCGUGGCCUUUCAUAGGUGCACUAUUGCUGUACCUGCCUCCUUUACCUCCUUGCUUGCAUGUCUGUUGAACUUCAACUUCAAUAUCAAAGAGUAUGCUGUAUGCAUAUAGAUUCAUGG